This is a messenger RNA of Cylicocyclus nassatus, 1574 nucleotides long. The record is from the annotation of a GenBank genome assembly. Lineage: Eukaryota; Metazoa; Nematoda; Chromadorea; Rhabditida; Strongylidae.
AGGUCGUUAAAUACUUUUUUCUAGCCAUGCCAUUAUACGAGAAGCUUCUGAGUCGUGUGGGGACACAGAAGCACUUACUUAAGUUUUGGGAUGAGUUAUCAGAGCAGCAAAGGAAUUCGUUAGCGGAGCAGAUCGAGUCGAUUGACUUCGAUGCCGUAAAGAAAGCGUUUUUUGCGUCUGAAGACGCAUAUAUCGCAUCUCCAGAAAAUCUUACACCUGUACCUUUGGAUCACCAUAUUGUAUUCAGAAACUUAGCAUCUGCCGAGAGGCAGCGAUACUGGCGGAAAGGACUUGAGGCGAUCUCUCGUGGAGAAAUGGCUGCUCUCGUUCUCGCUGGAGGACAAGCUAGCCGGUUAGGAUCAACCUCUCCCAAAGGUACGAUACCGCUAGGGCUAAAUGUAGCACCUUGUGAUUCGUUGCUCGGUAUACAAGCAACGAAAAUUGCUUUGUUGGAAAAAUUGGCGGCCAAGGAAUUCCCUCAACUCAAGGAGAAGGGCAGAAUUCAGUGGCUUGUAAUGACUUCAAAAACCACAGAGGCACCCACUCGAGCGCAUCUGAAGGAGUUGAUACCAGCGUGUGGAUUAUCUUCCGACCAGGUCACCAUUUUCUGCCAAGCUGAGAUUCCAGCAUUCGACUACGAAGGAAAUCUACUACUCUCUAGCAAAGGCACAAUCGUUACCGCUCCGAACGGCAAUGGCGGAUUGUAUUCGGCUCUGGCAGCACAUCUGCCUGAGAUGAGAAAACGUGGUGUGAAGUACUUCCACAUUUACAGUAUCGACAAUAUUUUGUGCAAAGUGGCUGAUCCGCAUAUGUUGGGAUUUUUCAUAGAAAAUGAAGCCGAUGUUGCUACGAAGACUAUUCUCAAGCAGCCAGGAGAGCUGGUCGGAUCGGUCUGUCUGGACAAAGGUCGUCCACGUGUGACGGAGUAUAGUGAGCUGGGAGCUGAGUUGGCCGAAAGAAAAGCGGAUGAUGGUCGUUUAUUGUUUUGCGCUGGAUCUAUCGCAAACCAUUUAUAUUCGCUGGAGUUUCUCGAAAGUUUCUGUGAUCCAUCCUUCCAUCUACCGUACCAUCGCGCAAAUAAAAAAAUCCCCCACGUCACUCCAGAUGGCACGUUAGUAAAGCCAACAACUCCAAACGGUAUCAAAUUGGAGCAGUUUGUGUUCGAUGUCUUUGAUCGUAGCAAAAACUUCUAUAUUUGGGAAGUCGAGCGGGAAGAUGAAUUCAGCCCUUUGAAGAAUGCCGAAUCUGCUGGGAAGGAUUGUUUGAGUACUUGCAAAAGAGAUUUGGCUUUCUUGAACAGGAAAUGGUUGAAAGCGGUUGGUGCCAAAGUGGGAAAUGAUCCCGUCUACCUGAACUGCGCACUAAGUUACUGCGGCGAGGGACUUGAGCGCUUCAAAGAUCAGGAGGUGACAGGACCAUUGAUACAAUAAUUCAAAACUUCUUUUUGAUGAAAAACGACAUCUGUGAUUUAACUUUGAUUCCAACUGACCCAUUUUAACAUGCCAUAAUUACUUUUGACCCCUACGAUUUGAUUGUGUGGAUUGCAUGCUUAAUAAACAUUUUGAGACUUCUCA